Messenger RNA from Dissoconium aciculare CBS 342.82, 1704 nucleotides. RefSeq names its product DEAD-domain-containing protein. The record is from RefSeq and is a predicted model, not a curated record. NCBI's taxonomy places the organism in Eukaryota, Fungi, Ascomycota, Dothideomycetes, Mycosphaerellales, Dissoconiaceae. Gene Ontology annotation, molecular function: ATP binding; RNA helicase activity; nucleic acid binding. The transcript has 2 exons. Bases 1 to 1491 code for a protein of 496 amino acids.
AUGUCGGCUUUCAAGAAACGCAAGACCGAACACGGCUCGACAAAAGAAGCUGUGCUAGCGCCGUCGACAAAAUCCUCUCGACCCAAGACAGGCAAAGUCGCAACACCGACGAACAAGAAACGGGCACACGCUCAAGUGGAAAUCGCCUCUGAAGAUAGCGAAGAAGAGGAGGAGGACGACGAGGACGAGGAAUUUACUUUUGCGGAUCUAGGGGUAACGGAGUCAUUAUGCGACGCUUGCACCUCGCUCGGGUUCAAGAUGCCAACACCAAUUCAACGAGAGUCAAUACCAAUCGCACUUGAGGGCAAAGAUAUCAUAGGUCUAGCGGAGACGGGAAGUGGAAAGACAGCUGCAUUCGCCCUGCCGAUUCUGCAAGCACUUCUAGACAAACCUCAGCCCAUGUUCGGACUCGUCCUGGCACCGACCCGCGAACUUGCAUAUCAGAUCUCACAGCAAUUUGAAGCACUAGGGAGUUUAAUUAACGUGCGCUGCUCCGUCAUCGUCGGUGGCAUGGAUAUGGUCCCACAAGCGAUCUCUCUCGCAAAGAAACCUCACAUUGUUGUCGCCACACCAGGUCGUUUACUCGACCACCUCGAGAACACCAAAGGCUUCUCUCUCCGUCAUUUGAAAUACCUUGUCCUCGACGAAGCCGACCGACUCCUCGAUCUCGACUUCGGCCCCAUCCUCGACAAAAUCCUCCAAGUCCUGCCCCGCGAGCGCCGCACCAUGCUCUUCAGCGCCACGAUGAACACCAAGCUCAACAACCUCACGCGGGCCGCGCUACAACAACCCGUGCGCGUCAGCGUCAGCGACAGCAACUACCAAACAGUGAAAAACCUCAUGCAGCGCUACGUCUUCAUCCCGCAGAAGUUCAAAGACAUUUACCUCGUCUACCUGCUCAACAAAUUCGCCGGCCGCAUGUGCAUCGUCUUCACCCGCACCAUCCACGAGGCCGCGCGAAUAGCCUACCUCCUGCGCGCCCUGGGCCUCAGCGCCAUCCCGCUUCACGGCAAACUCUCCCAAUCAGCGCGUCUCGGGGUGCUCAACAAAUUCAAAGCCGGCGGCAAAGACAUCCUGGUAAGCACGGACAUCGCCGCGCGAGGUCUAGAUAUUCCCUCCGUCGACCUGGUCCUCAACUUCGACCUGCCAUCCGACAGCAAGACCUACGUCCACCGCGUAGGGCGAACUGCUCGUGCGGGGAAAUCAGGUUUCGCGAUCAACAUCGUCACACAGUAUGACAUCGAGGUCUUCCAGCGCAUCGAACAUGCCCUGGGUAAGAAACUGGAGGAAUACCCCACGGAACGCGAUGAGGUCAUGGUGUUUGGACCCCGUGUGAACGAGGCGCAGAGGGUGGCGAUUACGGAGUUGAAGAACGAGAAUGAUCGGCAGAAUGGUGGUGGACGGAAAGGCGCUGGUGGUGGUGGGAUUGGGGGUGGGAGGGGGAAGAAGGGCGGUUCAAGGAGGGAUGGCAUGGAUCAGGAUGAGGGAUGAUUUUAGAAGUAGGUUGGAAUGGGUUUGGUUUUUUCGGGGGUUGACCUUGUUUUGUGAGUAAUAGAGCGUUGUUUGAUGAUUAUGUAAGUUCUGUAUUGAUGAUACCCUUCUGUGUAGUGGUCCUGUUCUUGCGCUUCCGACUCUUCUUCAGCGGCUCGAGAGCUGGUAUGCCCCCGGAGAGACCCUCGCUUGGAGAAUGCCGUCGAUUUAGGC